AUGGGUAUUUCUAGAGAUUCUCGUCAUAAACGUGCUGCCACUGGUGCCAAAAGAGCUCAAUUCAGAAAGAAGAGAAAGUUCGAAUUAGGUAGACAAUCUGCUAACACCAGAAUUGGUACUAAAAGAAUUCACACUGUUAGAACCAGAGGUGGUAAUAAAAAAUUCAGAGCUUUAAGAAUCGAAUCCGGUAACUUCUCUUGGGCUUCUGAAGGUAUCUCAAGAAAAACCAGAAUCUCUGGUGUCGUUUACCAUCCAUCUAAUAAUGAAUUAGUUAGAACUAAUACUUUAACUAAAUCUGCUAUUGUCCAAAUUGAUGCUACUCCAUUCAGACAAUGGUAUGAAACUCACUACGGUAAAUCUUUAGGUAAAAAACAAGCUACCGAAGAAGAAGAAGUUAAAAGAUCUAAAAAAGCUGAACGUAAAUUAGCUUCUAGAUCUGCUUCUGCUUCUAUUGAAAGUGCUGUUGACUCUCAAUUCGGUGCUGGUAGAUUAUACGCUGCUAUUUCUUCUAGACCUGGUCAAUCCGGUAGAUGUGAUGGUUACAUUUUAGAAGGUGAAGAAUUAGCUUUUUACUUAAGAAGAUUAUCUGCUAAGAAAAACUAA
This is a messenger RNA of Hyphopichia burtonii NRRL Y-1933, 603 nucleotides long. RefSeq names its product 40S ribosomal protein eS8 (gene RPS8A). The transcript has a single exon. Lineage: Eukaryota; Fungi; Ascomycota; Pichiomycetes; Serinales; Debaryomycetaceae. Gene Ontology annotation, cellular component: cytosolic small ribosomal subunit; ribosome. The record is from RefSeq and is a predicted model, not a curated record. The coding region runs from base 1 to 603 and encodes 200 amino acids. Gene Ontology annotation, molecular function: structural constituent of ribosome. Gene Ontology annotation, biological process: maturation of SSU-rRNA from tricistronic rRNA transcript (SSU-rRNA, 5.8S rRNA, LSU-rRNA); translation.